Rotaria sordida is the source of this 2136-nucleotide messenger RNA. The record is from the annotation of a GenBank genome assembly. Lineage: Eukaryota; Metazoa; Rotifera; Eurotatoria; Philodinida; Philodinidae.
AUGAUCUACAGAUAUUUUUUUUUUGUUUUUAAUUUAAUAUUACACAAAGAAAAGAAUAAUAAUCGAUCUGAUCCAUCAAGAAUGAAUAAUAUCGAUCAAACACGUCUUGCUCGAUUACGUCCAGAAAAACUUGAUGAUGUAUCUGUUAAAGAACAGAUUUUACUGAUACAAAAAGCAUGUGGUAAUGUUAAUCCUGAAAAAAUAGCCCUUGUCUUUCAUGAAUGUGAUUAUAAUGUGCAACAAACAAUAAAUCGAAUACGUGCAGGAGAUUUUGAGGAUGGUGGAUGGCAAACAGCUAAAUCAAAUAAUAAAAAGAAAAAUCAUAAUUUAAUUGAUCAAAAAAUAAAUGGUAAUAAUUUAAGUGAUAGUGAACGUUCUCUUUCUCAACGUACAUCUCCAACUUCAUCACUUCGUGGUGGUGGUGGACAUCAUCGAAAUGAUCAUUAUCAAUAUUCAACAUCAACACGUACAAAUAUAGGACGACGUGGAAAUGAUUCUGGUCGAAGUCAUUUUAUUCCAUCUAAUUCACGUUAUUCACUUCAUAAUAAAUCAACAAAAACAAUAACUUCAUCACAACCAAUUCCAAAUGAAAUAUCUUCAAUAUCUAAACAAAUAGAUGAAGAAUUAACACAAAUAAAUUCACCAUUAACAGAUGAAUAUGAAUUUAUUAAUGGUAUACCACAAUCAUUAAGUUUUGAUAAUAGUCAAAUGAAAACAUCAUUACAAACUUUAUCAAAACGUCGUAUAUCAUCAACAAUUCCUCAAGAACCUGUAUCAAUGCAUCCAACAGUCAAAUUUUCAACUCAACCAAUUGAUAUACAAUUUGGUGAUGUUCAAUGGAAUGAUUCUGUACCUAUAGCAGUUAGUCCGUCCGCUAAUACAAUUAUAUCAACAACAUUAGACAAUCGUGAAAAAGAUAUAUUAUCAACUGUAGACACUGAUAAUCAUGAAGAAAAUCAAGAUAUUCAAAAUAUUUUAUCAUCGAAUUAUAUUAAUCAUCAAACAACGAACGAAAUUGAUAAUCCAUUAAUUGAAACAACAAAUCAACUUUCAUCAUUAUCAAUUACUGAUAAUACUAUUUCUAAUAGUUUACCAAUUGUUCCUCCUGAAGGUACAUCUCAUUUAUCUGAUCAUUUAACUGAUACAUCAUCUCCAAUUCCAACUCAAUAUUCAUCUCAACAACAAGUACCAAUACAAAUUCCUAUGACACGUUUACCACCUACAUCAACACCACGUGCAUCAGAACAUACAUCAACAACAUCUCAAUAUAUGUUAAAUAAUCUUCAACAGAGUAAUAAUGGUAUUAAUUCAUCAGCAUUUACUCCAUUUAAUACACUUGUUAAUUAUCCAUCUAUGCCAAGAGAUUAUUCUCAAACAACAACAAAUUGGAAUCCACAAACAUCAAAUUAUAAAACAAAUUCAAAACCAACAAUAAUUUCAACAGGAACAUAUCAACAACAACCAUCAUAUCAAAUACCAACUCAACAACAACAAUUCUUUCUUGGAACUUAUCCAUAUUCUUCUAUGCAACCAACGGUUGUUCCUGUAUUUGCAUCAAUUGAUCAAUGGCCAACAGGUACAUUUUCAACACCAAUUGAAUCUUAUCCAUAUGCAACUGCUAAUUAUAUACCAACAUAUCCAAAUCAACAACAAUUUCAUCUAUCAACAAAUAAAUAUGAUCAACAAUCAUAUGAUAAAGAAUUUUUUGCACUUUAUGGACAAACACGUUCAUUAAAUAAUGAUAUAUCAUAUCAACAACAACAACAACAACAACCACAACAAUCGUCUACAUUAUCGCAAACAACAAAAGAUACUUCUACAACAAGUAAAUUAUCACCAAAUGCAGCUACAUUCUGUCAGGGAGCUCCAUUGGCAGCAUCUUCUUCGACACCAACAACUCUCUAUUUAAAUCCAGUUGGAUUUUCCAUGCCGAAUUAUUUUCCAUCAGUAGCUGGAUCGAUACAUCAAGAUCGAAUAUUAUCAUAUUCUACUCUUGAUAAUCGUGAUAAUCGUAAUGGUGCUUCAUAUAGUAGUACUAACAAUCGAAAUAAUUAUUAUCAUCAUGGACAACAACAACAACAACAACGUACAUAUAAUAACAAUGGAUCAAAUUCUACUUGGCAUUUGCAACAGUAG